Molecule: messenger RNA, 760 nt
Organism: Magnolia sinica
Lineage: Eukaryota; Viridiplantae; Streptophyta; Magnoliopsida; Magnoliales; Magnoliaceae
Exons: 5
Coding region: 362-706 (114 amino acids)
Source: RefSeq, a predicted model, not a curated record
UUAUGAGAAGAGGGAGACGGCCUCUUUUCUAAACUGAAAACACAAAUACUAGCCUGGUCCAAAAUUUAUGUCCUCAUGAAUGUUUCAAUGGUGGGUGUUCAUUCUCCAUUUUUGUUUUUUCCUGUUAUGUGGCUUACUUGCAUUUUGUAUCUGCUCCAUCAGCUAGACAUCAUCAUGAUUAGGAACUCAAAUGGACCUUCAUCAGUAUGAUAAGAUGUUCUCACUUUAUGGGACCUAGACACAAAUGUUCUUGUAGCUGUAAUUGGAGAUACUCUUACAGUGAUUGUCUGAAUAUCAUUAUCUAAUUGUGUUGUGUGUGUAAAGUAGACAUUUGACGUGGAUCAUUGCUGAAAAAUGAUUGAUGGUUAUCAUGCACAUUAAUUUGACAUGGAAGCUUACCGAAAGAGAUGAGGCCUUGGUGCAAAGCAAGAGUGCCAUAGAAAAAGAAACGAUGACCAAGAAAAGGAGGCGGUUGAUUGAUAAACAGCCCGAUGGCAGUAGUGGAGGUUAUUCGCGUGGGAUCCGUGAUCUUGAAACACAACUCAAGCUUUAUGAUGUAGAAAGAAAUAAAAGAGCUAAUUCAACAAUGAGAUCUUGCUCAGUCUCCUCUCAAGGGCUCGUCUCUUUUCUCAACACUUUUCAGCUUAGGAAAUGUGUGAUUGGCCAAGAUGAUGCCGUCAAUGCCAUCUCUCCCGCAUUGGGCUGAAGGACCCUGAUAGACCCAUUGCAGCAAUGCUAUUCUGUGGCCCAACUGGAGUUU